AUGGGUGAAACCCCUUUGCCUUCCGAGCGGUUGCUCUUUAUUGUUUCUCUGCAACUCCCAGAGUGGGUCGUGGCGGAAAUUCAGCAAGUGUUCCCUAAUGACGAUGUCACUGUCUACCAAUCGAAGCCGAAAGAAGCUGUUCCAGUCCCAGCUGAAUUAUACCAAAACGCGACCAUCUUGGUGACCUUCACGGACCUGCCGGACAUCAAAGACGCGAAGAACCUGAAAUUGAUUCACACGUUGUCUGCUGGCCUGGACCAUCUUUUGAGUCAUCCGAUCUUGACAGAUACCGAUAUCCCAAUUACAACUAGCUCCGGAGUCCAUGGCCCGCCGAUCGCGGAGUGGACUCUCAUGAACUGGCUUAUCGCAUCUCGCCAGUAUAUCAGAACCUACGAGGCCCAGAAAGAAAGACGAUGGGAUAUCAAAAAAGAUGUAUUCACGACAACUAUUCAUGACCAGGUUGGCAAAAAGGUCGGAAUUCUCGGAUAUGGAAGUAUUGGGCGGCAAAUUGCCCGUCUUUCACAAGCCGUGGGAAUGACAGUCCACGCUUACACUGCCUCCCCACGCCCAACCCCAGAGUCGCGGCAUGAUAAUGGCUUUAUCAUUCCUGGAACUGGAGAUCCUGAUGGGUCGAUUCCAGCAUCAUGGCACCACGGCACAGACAAGGAAUCGGUUCGUUCAUUCUUGUCCCUUGGGCUAGAUCACCUCGUGGUCUCGCUGCCGCUGACCAAGCAAACAACCCAUCUACUGGGCGACGAAGAAUUUGCUUUGCUAUCUGGCAGCUCUAAGCACCCGAUCAGCAAGCCGUAUGUGACCAACAUCUCGCGUGGCAAAGUUAUCGACCAGGGUGCCCUCAUUGCGGCUUUGAAAUCUGGCCAUUUGAGUGGUGCCGCGCUUGAUGUCACUGAUCCGGAACCUUUGCCUGCUGAUAAUCCACUCUGGGAUGCGCCAAAUGUGCAGAUUAGCCCUCAUGUGAGUGGACUGGGGAAGGAGUAUCUACCACGCUCAUUGAGUAUUGUGAAAAUCAAUAUCGAGCGGAUAGAUAAGGGGCUGCCGUUGCUCAAUGCCUAUAACCGAGGCAAAGAUUAUUAG
This is a messenger RNA of Penicillium atrosanguineum, 1092 nucleotides long. Its product is annotated as D-isomer specific 2-hydroxyacid dehydrogenase family protein. NCBI's taxonomy places the organism in Eukaryota, Fungi, Ascomycota, Eurotiomycetes, Eurotiales, Aspergillaceae. The coding region runs from base 1 to 1092 and encodes 363 amino acids. The transcript is spliced from 4 exons. The record is from RefSeq and is a predicted model, not a curated record. Gene Ontology annotation, molecular function: NAD binding.